UUAAAGGUGUGGACAAUGCUGAAGAAACAAGUCCAUGUCAGAAAAGCAACACAUUUAGCUGAACUGCACCAAUUUUGUGGUCAACAAUUCCAGCAGAAGCUUGUGGAUGGCUACCAAAAGCGCCUUAUUGCAGUAAUAAAGGCACUGGCGUACGUACAAGGGCGUGCUCGGACUGGACUCCGCGUCAGGUCCACCAAACCUUGUUUGGACGCCAACAUUGGACCGAGUUCCUCGCACCUCGUCCCGCCCAGCAUGAAGCUCACUAUUGCCCUGGUCUUGGCCAUGGGAGUCGCCAGCGGGCACCCGGGUGGCACCACUGCCAGCCUGGGUGACAACAGUCCCACCGACACACAAUGCGAGACCUCAGCCAAGGCAGACAUCGUGCUGCUGAUCGACGGCUCCUGGAGUAUCGGCCGCCUCAACUUUAAAACAAUUCGCAACUUCAUCGCCCGCUUGGUCAGCGUCUUUGACAUCGGCCCCGAUAAUGUCCAGAUCGGUCUGGUUCAGUACAGCGGAGACCCUAACACGGAGUGGCACCUAAACGCUCACCCCACCAAGGCGUCCCUGCUGAAGGCCGUGGCCAACCUGCCUUACAAAGGAGGAAACACCAUGACUGGGAUGGCUCUGAGCUACAUCCUCCAGAACAACUUCAGACGCCAUGCGGGAAUGCGCCAAGACUCUCGUAAAAUCGUCAUCCUGAUCACAGAUGGAAAGUCACAGGAUGAAGUUGUCACCCACUGGCAGAACCGGACAGAGACCGGCAUGGAGCUCUACGCCAUUGGUGUGAAGAACGCUGACGAGAAUGAGCUUCGGUCCCUCGCCAGCGACCCCCUUGAGAAUCACAUGUACAACGUCAACGACUUCAAGUUUCUGCCGGACAUCUUGGAUGACCUCACCCUCAACCUCUGUAACAGCAUCAAGGGCUCAGACGUGGAUGGAAGCGUCACCAAGGGCUGCGUGGCCAAGGAGGCGGCCUGCCACCCGAGAGGCACCGUGAAGUGGAUGUUGUGCAAGACCCGCCUGUGUAACGGGGCCCCCCGCCAGCCCGGGGCCUCGGCCCUGCUCCUGCUUGCUGCCGCCGCCGCCAUCUUGACUCUGCUGGUGGAGGUGCUGCAGUGAAACAGCCGCCACAAAAUGUCACCUGAGCAACAACACCCGAGUGUCACAUAUUUACCUUUUGAUGCAAUCACAAAUUAAAUCACUACAGUUUGAGUGAGUGAAUCUGGAGAAAUGAUAUUACGCACCUUGGAUCCCUCAGGCGCUACUGCAUCAAAAAGCCACAUCAGUGUGUAAAGGAUAUCACCACAUGGGCUCAGGAACACUUCAGAAAACCACUGUCAGUAACUACAGUUGGUCGCUACAUCUGUGAGUGCAAGUUAAAACUCUACUAUGCAAAGCCAAAGCCAUUUAUCAACAACACCCAGAAACAAGGUAUAUAUGUUUGUAGGUAUAUAAAGUAUAUACAACCGGUGCAAUGGACGUCGAGUGGAUCUAGCAUAAUAUUUAAAAGCUACAAACAGUAUAGGUAUAUAUAUA
Entelurus aequoreus (snake pipefish) is the source of this 1536-nucleotide messenger RNA. RefSeq names its product collagen alpha-1(XII) chain-like. Bases 16 to 1119 code for a protein of 367 amino acids. Lineage: Eukaryota; Metazoa; Chordata; Actinopteri; Syngnathiformes; Syngnathidae. The transcript has 7 exons. The record is from RefSeq and is a predicted model, not a curated record. Gene Ontology annotation, biological process: endodermal cell differentiation.